Messenger RNA from Lactuca virosa, 711 nucleotides. The record is from the annotation of a GenBank genome assembly. NCBI's taxonomy places the organism in Eukaryota, Viridiplantae, Streptophyta, Magnoliopsida, Asterales, Asteraceae.
AUGGCGGACCAACCUGCAGGUUGCACAAAAAUGGAGAAUUCCGCCGAAGACGACAACAAACAGCAGAUGGAAGCUACCGUAACCUACCCAAGAAAAGUCCGGGUCAUAGUCUCCGACCCUCACGCCGCAGAUUCAUCAUCGGAUGAAGGUGGUAACCGUGAGCGAUCAUCGCAACGCCGAAUUGUUCGCGAGAUUGUUCUUGGGCUCAGAGCCGGAGAAAACAAGGACGACGGUGAAGCGUCAAAGCGGAGGGGUUCCAUGGAACAAAAGGAAAACGAAAGGAAAUGGGGCAAGUUGUGUUCUGAAAUCCGUGACCCGUUUAAUAAAAAGCGGGUCUGGUUCGGUACCUUUGACACCGCUGAGAAAUCUUUGAAAGCUUACAAAAAAAAGAAAGAGAAGUUUCGUGCUGGACAAGCGGCUGAAAACCAGCAGGUGACCCCAGUUUCCAAGGGAGUUCCCGAAGGAAAAAAGGUGGCGAAGCUUGAUGAUGACCCGACCCGGAAACAGUGCAAGGGUGUUCGAAAGACUGAAUCGGGUAGAUGGAGUGCGAAAAUUCGUGACCCAGUUAAGAAAUCACAAGUUUGGGUUGGUACAUUUGAUACCAAAGAAGAGGCUUCAGAAGCAAUUGAAUCAAAGAAGGUGGAAUUCGGGUCCUCCCGAUCCAAUGCCGAAAGUGGGUCAUCUUUGAAGACCCCAAAGACUGAGACUUAA